AUGCGCCUCGUCAUCCCUAACGCGCAGCGCGUCAACAGGGGUGGCAUGAUCCUGUCUGAGAUCAUCGACACGUGCCGCAACCACGACUUCACGGAUGUGGUGGUGCUGCACGAACACAGGGGGGAGCCAGACGGCAUGGUGGUCUGCCACCUGCCAUACGGCCCAACCGCCUACUUUGGGAUUUUCAACACUGUGCUGCGCCACGACAUUGGGCAGAAGAAGGAGGUCGGGACCAUCAGCGAGGCCUACCCCCACCUCAUUUUCGACGGCUUCGGCAGCGCCCUGGGCAAGCGGCUGGGCAACAUCCUGAAGCACCUCUUCCCCGUGCCCAAGGACGACGCCAAGCGCGUGGUGACGUUCGCGAACCGCGACGACUACGUGUCGUUCCGCCACCACACCUACACGCAGCCGGCGGGGCCCAAGAGCAUAGAGUUGAAGGAGUGCGGCCCGCGCUUUGAGCUGCGGCCUUACCAAAUCCGGCUGGGCACCAUGGAGCAGCAGCACGCGGAGAGCGAGUGGGUGCUGCGCGCGUACACGCGGUCAACCAAAAAGUCAAAGCUCGCGGAAGACGGCGCCAAGCCCGCCGCCAAGUGA
Molecule: messenger RNA, 594 nt
Organism: Monoraphidium neglectum
Lineage: Eukaryota; Viridiplantae; Chlorophyta; Chlorophyceae; Sphaeropleales; Selenastraceae
Product: Brix domain-containing protein
Exons: 5
Coding region: 1-594 (197 amino acids)
Biological process (GO): rRNA processing
Cellular component (GO): Mpp10 complex; nucleolus; small-subunit processome
Molecular function (GO): rRNA primary transcript binding; snoRNA binding
Source: RefSeq, a predicted model, not a curated record